CGUUUACAUCCGUUCGCCAUCAUGGGGAACUGUUUCAGUUAUGAUAGUAUUAAUAUCAAAGCAAUGGGGACAAAAAUGAUUGCCAAAAGUGGUUUCAACCGUCCAGACUGUAUAACUAUUAAUAAAAACGACGUGUUGGAAAUAAUUGAGGGGGGUGAGACCGACGAAUUUUUGCUGGUUAAGAAUAAUACGACGGGAGAAAAGGGCUACGCCCCCAGACUUCUACUGGUUUACGAAAUGAGUCUCGAAAGUGAAGACUGGUAUUACGGAGCAAUUUCGAGGGCCGAGGUGACAUCACAAUAUUUAACCGAAUCUGUGAAGGAUGGCACAUUUUUAAUAAGGAAAACCAAUAAAAAUUAUCCUUAUGCGUUAUCGGUGAAAACAACGAUAGAUGGGCAAUGUGUAGUUAAACAUUAUAGAAUUUUUAAUAACGAGAACCAUGAGUUUUAUAUUUCGCCGGAGGCACCUUUCACCACUUUGGCGGAUUUAGUAGAAAAAUACACAUAUAACGAUUAUAAUAUUUGUUGCAAGCUGACGGAGCCCUGUCACAAAGCAAUGAGACCCAAUGUAUAUUCCUUAAGUCCUCUAUACUCAUUAAACUGGGAAAUUCCUCGUGCUGAAGUGGAGAUUGGCGAUAAAAUAGGGUCAGGACAGUUUUCCAAUGUAUACACCGGAACGUGGAAGGACAAGAAAGUAGCUAUUAAAAAAGUGACAGCUUGCACCGAAGAAGAAAUAUUAAACGAAAUCGGAAUAAUGAAGAAGCUGCGACAUCGGAACAUAGCGGUUAUCUUUGGAUAUUGUCAGACGGAGCCCAAACUAAUAGUGACCGAGUACAUGGAGUACGGUGAUUUAAAACAAUACUUACAGAAAACGCAGUUGUUGCUCAAAGAUUUGAUUUAUAUAUGUUUUCAAAUUGCCGACGGAAUGGACUAUUUGUCCUCGAGGAAUAUUGUACACAGAGACUUGGCAGCACGUAAUCUUUUAGUCGGUGAGGAUCUUGUUAUUAAAAUUAGUGAUUUUGGACUAUCUAGGCAACAGAAUGAACGGGGAGUUUAUAUUAUUAAGAAUCAAAACGUCAAAUUAGCAGCCAAAUGGAUGGCACCCGAAGCUUUGGACGACGACGAAAUCACGUCUAAAUCGGAUGUGUGGUCAUAUGGAAUAGUGUUAGUAGAAGUUUUUACAAAAGGAGUUGAUCCUUACCCUAAAUACCACGAUCUUUAUCAAUUAAAGAAAAAAAUAGAUUUCGGUUAUCGAAUGGAAAGACCUGACGAAAUGCCUAAAAAUAUUUACAAAAAAUGCCUGCUUUGUUGGAAUACAGACCCAUUGGAGAGGCCUACGUUUGCAAGUUUAAAGUCCUUUUUCGAAGACUACAAUUGCUAAGACGUAACUGACAUUCAGUGAGUAUUGUGAUACAUAAAGUGACAUUCUUUUGUUAGUGGUAGAAGUGAAUAAGACUUGUUUACAGCCAUUUUGCCUUUCAUAUCCCACUAAGAUUGCCCUAUACAUUUUGGCUCAUUGAACAUAAAAAACACACUUAUUUAUU
Molecule: messenger RNA, 1543 nt
Organism: Aethina tumida (small hive beetle)
Lineage: Eukaryota; Metazoa; Arthropoda; Insecta; Coleoptera; Nitidulidae
Product: tyrosine-protein kinase SRK3
Exons: 5
Coding region: 22-1380 (452 amino acids)
Biological process (GO): innate immune response; cell differentiation; protein phosphorylation
Cellular component (GO): extrinsic component of cytoplasmic side of plasma membrane
Molecular function (GO): ATP binding; non-membrane spanning protein tyrosine kinase activity; signaling receptor binding
Source: RefSeq, a predicted model, not a curated record